Messenger RNA from Nelumbo nucifera (sacred lotus), 1860 nucleotides. RefSeq names its product putative glycerol-3-phosphate acyltransferase 8. Gene Ontology annotation, molecular function: glycerol-3-phosphate 2-O-acyltransferase activity; phosphatase activity. Gene Ontology annotation, cellular component: membrane. Gene Ontology annotation, biological process: cutin biosynthetic process. The record is from RefSeq and is a predicted model, not a curated record. Lineage: Eukaryota; Viridiplantae; Streptophyta; Magnoliopsida; Proteales; Nelumbonaceae.
AAACCUCUGCAACUGCAACCCCGAUACCGUCCCUCCACAUCCAUUUUACAUAUGUACAGUCUUCAGUGAAGAAGAGCUCUCCUCACAACUCACAAGAGUCACCAGAAAACAUGUCUGCUCGAUCCCGAUACUUUCCACCGAUCUCACUCUGCAAUGUGUCCGGCCGAGACACCCAAACGAUCGCCGCCGAUCUCGACGGCACUCUCCUCAUCUCCCGAAGCUCUUUUCCCUACUUCAUGCUGAUAGCCAUCGAAGCCGGCAGCUUUUUACGCGGCCUGGCUCUCCUUCUCGCCUCUCCUCUCAUCCUCAUUGCCUACAAAUUCGUUUCUGAGUCUCUUGGCAUUCAGCUCCUCAUCUUCAUAUCGUUUAAGGGUUUGAAGAUCCGAGACAUUGAGCUUGCAUCCCGAGCGGUGCUGCCAAGAUUCUACGCCGCGGAUGUGAGAUCAGAGAGUUGGAACGUGUUUAGCAAGUGUAAUAACAAGAUUGUAGUGACGGCCAACCCGACGGUGAUGGUGGAGCCAUUCGUCAAAGAUUUCCUCGGCGGGGACAAGGUGUUGGGAACGGAGAUCGAGGUCAACCCGAAAACGGGGAGAGCUACGGGUUUUGUGAAGAAGCCAGGGGUAUUAGUAGGGCAUUUGAAAAGAUCGGCUAUCCUGAAGGAGUUUGGUGACAAAUUGCCCGAUUUAGGAAUCGGAGAUCGCGAGUCUGAUCACGAUUUCAUGGAAGUUUGUGAGGAGGGCUAUAUGGUGCCGCAUGAUCCGUCAGCAACUCCGGUCCCCCAAGAGUGUCUGAAGAGCCCCAUCAUCUUCCACGAUGGCCGCCUCGUCCAACGCCCUACCCCACUCAACGCCAUCCUCACGUUCCUCUGGCUCCCCUUCGGCUUCAUCCUCUGCUUCAUCCGCGUCUACUUCAAUCUCCCACUGCCCGAGCGCAUCGUUCGCUACACCUAUGGUCUCCUCGGCAUAAAGCUCGUUAUCAGUGGCAAUCUCCCGCCCCCGCCCAGCAAAGGCUCCCCGGGCUCCCUCUUCGUGUGCAACCACCGCACUCCACUCGACCCCAUCGUCAUCUGCAUCGCCCUGGGUCGCAAAGUCUCCUGCGUCACCUACAGUGUAAGCAAGAUCUCCAGGCUCCAGUCUCCCAUCCCAGCAGUCGCGUUGACCCGUGAUCGCCAGGCUGAUGCCGCCCGCAUUUCCGCCCUCCUCCAAAAGGGUGACUUGGUUAUCUGCCCCGAGGGAACCACAUGUCGCGAACCCUUCCUCUUGCGGUUCAGCGCCUUGUUUGCCGAGCUCAGCGACCGAAUUGUGCCGGUCGCCAUCAAUACCAAGCAAAGCAUGUUCCAUGGGACCACGGUGAGGGGAGUCAAGUUCUGGGAUGUCUACUACUUCUUCAUGAACCCCAGGCCUGUCUACGAAGUCAAGUUCCUGAACCGUUUGCCGGAGGAGAUGACAUGCAACGCUGGUGGCAAAUCGGCGAUAGAAGUUGCCAACCACGUUCAGAGGAUAUUGGGGAGCACCCUGGGCUUCGAGUGUACUAGCCUCACUCGGAAGGAUAAGUACAUGAUGUUGGGAGGGAACGAUGGUAGGGUGGAGUCUAUGUAUUCUAUGAAAAGGUGAGAUCGACGAGGAUGGAGAAAAAAAGAAACACUACUCUACUGUCACUGUGUACUGCGUUGACGUCCAACAGGACAGCCCUCUUCUCAACUCUUAAUUAGCAUCAAUACUUGCUAUUUCCGUGUUUUUCUGGGUAUUAAAAAGUUUCCACAUCUAAGUCUCAUAGCCCCUUCAAUCUUCAUGUAUUAAUUGGCAUCAAUACUUCCUAUUUUUGUAUUUUCUCGAAACUAUACAGUUUCAUCUUUCUCUA